Molecule: messenger RNA, 4007 nt
Organism: Schistocerca gregaria
Lineage: Eukaryota; Metazoa; Arthropoda; Insecta; Orthoptera; Acrididae
Gene: calypso
Product: ubiquitin carboxyl-terminal hydrolase calypso
Exons: 12
Coding region: 119-2134 (671 amino acids)
Biological process (GO): ubiquitin-dependent protein catabolic process; protein deubiquitination
Cellular component (GO): cytoplasm
Molecular function (GO): cysteine-type deubiquitinase activity
Source: RefSeq, a predicted model, not a curated record
GCUGAUACGUAGAACGCGUAGGAGACGGUCAAAGAAUGAAAAAUAUGUAUUUUAACCCAGUUUAUUAUUGCAAGAGAAUUAAAAUAAAAUGGAAGUAAUGUAAAACGACUUGACAAGGAUGCCAGUAGAUAUAAACAGAUUGACUGAAGGGUGGCUGGAACUGGAAAGUGACCCCGGAUUGUUUACACUACUUUUGGAAGACUUUGGAGUAAAAGGAGUACAAGUUGAGGAGAUUUAUGAUUUGCAGAAAUCGCUCGAAGGACCUGUAUAUGGUUUUAUAUUUUUGUUUCGAUGGAUUGAAGAACGUCGUUCACGGAGAAAAAUUGUUGAUGAGAUAGACAGCUUUGUCAAGGAUGAAGAAGUUGUCAACAACAUUUUCUUUGCGCAACAGAUGGUGCCCAACAGCUGUGCGACACACGCCCUCCUGUCGGUGCUGCUCAAUUGCCCUGACAUCCACCUGGGCGCCACACUGAGCCGUCUCAAGGCACAUACCUCGGGAAUGUGCCCCGAGAACAAGGGUUGGGCCAUCGGCAACACUCCGGAGCUGGCCAAGGCGCACAACUCGCACGCAAUGCCGCAGGCCAAGAGACGCCUCGACAAGUCGUCGUCGUCCGGUGGCGUCAGCACGGGUCGCUACACUGGCGAAGCCUUCCACUUUGUCAGCUACGUCCCCAUCCACGGCAAGCUGUUCGAGCUGGACGGCCUCAAGCCGUUCCCCAUGGACCACGGCCCGUGGGGAGAAAAGGAAGACUGGACAGAGAAAUUCCGACGUGUGAUCACGGACAGGCUGGGCAUCACGGCGGGAGAACCGUACCACGACAUCCGCUUCAACCUGAUGGCGGUCGUCCCCGACCGGAGGAUUGCACUCACCCGCAAGAUCAAGAUGCUCAAGACCAACAGGCAAAUUGUGCUGGAAGCCUUGCAGCAGCUGGUGAAGCUGACACAGUCCGAGCAGCACCGACACAGGCAGCAGCGGGAGGAGGAAGGAGACGAGAAGCCAUCGGCAUCGGCAGUCGCGGAGGACGAGGAGCGCGACGACACGCCGGGUGGCGACGGAACUGACGGUGAUGCGGAGGCAGACGGAUUGUCGCCGGCACGCGACAGUGAGCAGUCUGGAGGCACCGACUGCAGCUCCCUGGAGGCUCCGGAGGGCGGCCUGGAGAAGGCCUCUGCCUCCGCCUCCCCCCAGCAGCGGCGGCAGCAGCGCCAGCAGCAGCUGUGCCCACUCGACUACUCGACGCCGCUCACCAUCCAGAUCUCACCGGCACCCAGCAGCUCCAGCACCGACACCUCGUCUGAGGUUGGCUCUGCCUUCAACUCUCCCACACAAGGGUGGAGCUGGAACUCCGGACAGAACAGCCCGACAUCUGCAAAGGACUUCAAGAAGUUUGUCGUCAUACGUGUGGGCGGGCCCAGCUCCGGAUCAUCCGAAGAGAAGAUGGACUCUCCCACAGGUAGCCGCGUCUCGCUGGUAGGUCCCGGUACAAAGCGUCCGUCGGGCGGUGGUGAUGCUGCUAUGCCGCCUGGCAAGAAGCUCUGCCCUGAAACUCCCGCUUCCUCGACCACUUCGCCCUCGUCUGCGUCGUCGACGCCUGCAGCUUCACCCUCCCCUGGCCACUUCCCAGCUGGGUGCGGAGAGGUGCAGUCUGGGCCGGCUGACGGCGUGUCAGUAGGGAACGUUUCUGCAAUUACCGCUACUGCUGUGGAGCACGAGAAAAAGGUGGAUUUGAAGAUGUGCAGCAAAUAUCCGGAGCUCUUCGAACCACAUAAAUUUGCACCGAAGGAUCUUCUUGCAUUACUUAAGAACUUGGAAAAUGAAAUUGGAGUGUGUGAGCUAAGUCUUCAAGAGGAAAAUGAUAAACGCAACAAGUACAAGGUGGACGACUGCCGGCGGACGCACAACUAUGAUGAGUUCAUCUGCACGUUCCUGUCGAUGCUGGCACAGCAGGGGCAGCUGGCGGACCUUGUGCUCCAGCACCAGGUGCAGCAGCACAAGAAGUCGCCGGCCCCCGCCCGCACGCUCCAGAGGCCGCCCAAGAAGGUGGAGGCGACCACACCACCAACACCACCAGCCGCACGGCCGUCGCCAACUCGCCGCCGACGGGGGCGCGCCAAGUACCGCCGGCGCAAGUGAGUGGCGGGUGGCGGCAGGAUCGUGCUCGCAGCUGGAGGCAGCGAGUGGGCGACCCGCAGCUCGGCGGAGUCACUACUCCGGUGCUGACGCCGUGGGAGUGCUCUGCGGGACGCAUCCUACGUGACCGCCCACAUUGUCAUGCCUGUCUGUCGACUCUGUCUCGUGCAAUUCGAUAAAUCUGUAUAGGCACAUAAUGUAAAAUUAAGUUUGUUGUUUUGUGUCAUUUGUAUCAAUUUUCUUGAUGUACGGCUGACCUUAAUGCUUUAUUUUGUACUAGUUUACUUUAAAUUUGUGGAAGACUGCGUAUUUAUUUGAGCAUCUGUAAGUGGUCUGUUGUUAAUUUCUGUGUGAAUGCACCAGUUGGUGAUAGUUUGCAGUAGCGUGUAUCUUAGAUGAUUAUCGAAUUCUCACAUUUACAAAAUGUGCUCCUUUGAUGAUAUAUACUUUUGUUGUAAGUGACAGAAUAUGGGGAAGAGUGACUGAAGUGAAAUAAAGGAGGGGGAAGGGAGGCAAUAUUUUCCGGCAUACUUGAGCAUUUGGCAUCACUAACUGCAUUAGUAUCAGUCAUUAACUAUCGUUGCCAGAGUGUACCGCUGGUUUGGGUUUUGUCAGUGACUUCAUUAGUUUUUUAAAAGUUGAGAUCUCAUUUUUGAGUAACUAACAGUUUUGUGUGGCUUCUCUGUGCAGUCCUGCAUUACAGCUUCACAUAUCAAUUUAGCUACCAAAUUUAGUCCACUGUGAAAUUAUUGUUGCCACAGAAUUGACAGUUAUUUGUGAACUUGGAACAAACAGAAAUGGAAUGCUAUAUUUAAUCAUUCCCUUCCAUUCCACCAGAGAGAGUGAGGUGUCACAGUGUUUACGGCCUUCUUCUUAACCCCCCCCCCCAGGUGGGAGGAUGCCAUCUGCUGGGUUUCAUACGGAUACGGUUCCCUAUAAUCACUCGAGACAGAUGUCUGGCCAAUCCUCGCCCCGCCCCCCCCCCCCCCCCCCACCAUCUUCUAUCUGAAUGUGGGUUCCGCGUCUACUGACCUCACUUUGAGGAGGAGGACGACGCUAAAUUCUCACUGUCCCACAUGUGCCCUUAACUCAUGGUUGUACCUGGCAGAUGCUGCCAGCGUAAAAAGUUCUCACAUUUUUCAAUGGUAGCUGUGUAGCAACUUGAAACAUAAAGAUGUAUACGAACAUGAAUUGGUAUGACUGUACAGAGACUUACCCUGUGCCCAACCCAGGCAGUACUCACAUAGUAACUACAAGUUUCUGGUAAGUAGCCAACUGAGAGUUUCUCUGUUAGUAAAUUAAGCUCUAUAGCCAUUACCUCCUUAGCGUACACCACCAUUUUAAAUGUUGUAUUAUCGGCAGUUUCAUUACUUUGCAUCCUGUAAUAAAUGCUGUAGUUGUGCGCACUCAGACAAUAGCAAAAUUACAUGUACGUUUAUAAACUGACUUUAGUCUAAUUACAGCAGGAAAUAAGGCAUUUGUGAAUAGAGAGAGAUCUGUCAAAUCCUAGAACAAUAUUAGAUGUGCUACCUUCGUGUGUAAAUGCAGUUUUUUAGUUACAGAUCACAGAAGCCAAGAAUUUAGGAAAUCUCACAGACACACAGUACUGAAAUGUUUGAUACAGUUUGAAGCUCUGAUAAUGUUAGUUUUGAGCAACUCAUUCAGAACAUCACGUUAGCGGUGUAUUAAUUUAUACUUGUUAGCACUCAAGUCCCUGUUGUUACUGGAAGCGGCUGAGCUGGAUCUUAAACUAAUUGCUUUUAUAUAAGAUUUAAGAGUAUUUAACAUCAUUCCAGUGUUGUAGAGCUAAGUUUCAUGCUGAUGAUUGUUUAUUUUUAUUGUCUGUUGAUCGUAAAAUAAAGAAUUUUAUAACAAA